CGUCAGAGGAAAAGAAAAAUCACGUGAGUGCUGUUGUCACGUGACAUUCAGUGGAUCCGGAAUCAUCAUGGCUGCAUCACCACAACCUGUCUUCUGGCUGGGUAAUGAGACCCUGAGGGUGUCUGCUGCUCUUUUUGCUGAGAACCGACAAAGACUGUGCAAAGGGCUGAAAGCCAAAGACGGAGAGCAGGCGAAGUCAGUGGUGGUGCUGCAGGGAGGGGAGCAGAAGCAGAGAUACUGCACUGACACAGACCUGCUUUUCAGGCAGGAGUCUUUCUUCCACUGGGCUUUUGGAGUAACGGAGCCUGACUGUUAUGGAGCCAUUGAUGUGGACUCUGGGAAAUCCAUCCUUUUUGUUCCCAAACUGCCUGAAAGCUAUGCCACUUGGAUGGGAGAGAUCUUUACUAAAGAGCAGUUCAAGGAGAAGUACGCUGUUGAUGAGGUGCAAUACACCUGUGACAUUGUUGAUGUCCUGUCCAACCUCAAACCAGCAGUGCUCCUAACACUGCGAGGACAGAAUACAGAUAGUGGGAGUAUCUGCCGUGAAGCCUCCUUUGAAGGAAUUAGCCGGUUCCAAGUAAACAACACUCGCUUACACCCAGUCAUUGUGGAAUGCCGUCUCAUCAAGACCGAUAUGGAGCUGGAGGUUCUGCGCUACACCAACAGGAUUUCCAGUGAAGCCCACAAAAUGAUCAUGCAGUGUGUGAAACCUGGGCAGAAAGAAUAUGAAAUGGAGAGCCUGUUUCAGCACUACUGCUACACUAAAGGAGGGAUGCGCCACACUUCGUACACCUGUAUCUGUGGAACGGGCCAUAAUUCAUCUGUCCUCCACUAUGGUCAUGCUGGAGCUCCCAAUGAUAAGACAAUCAGUGAUGGAGACAUGUGUUUGUUUGACCUGGGUGGAGAGUACUACUGUUACUCAUCAGACAUCACCUGCUCCUUCCCAGCCAAUGGCAAGUUCACGCCUGACCAGAAGGCCAUCUAUGAGGCUGUCCUCAAGUCCUCUCGAACUGUCAUGGCUGCCAUCAAACCAGGUGUGAAGUGGACUGACAUGCACCGUCUGGCUGACCGCAUUCACCUGGAGGAGCUGGUGAAGAUUGGUAUCCUGAAUGGCAGCGUGGACGACAUGAUGAAGGUUCACCUGGGCUCCGUCUUCAUGCCCCAUGGACUGGGACACCUGCUGGGCAUCGAUGUGCACGAUGUUGGAGGCUAUCCUGAGGGGGUGGAGCGCAUCCUUGAGCCUGGACUGAAGAGUCUUCGGAUGGGCCGCCUGGUGCAGGAGAGGAUGGUCCUCACCGUUGAACCGGGUAUUUACUUCAUCAACCACCUGCUGGACCAGGCCUUGGCUGAACCAACCCAGAGCUGCUUCAUUACAAACCAAGUGCUGGCUCGCUUCCGCGGCUUUGGAGGGGUUCGCAUUGAAGAUGACAUAGCAGUGACGGCAAAUGGCAUAGAGCUGCUGACCUGUGUCCCUCGUACCGUGGAGGAGAUAGAGGCCUUCAUGGCCGACUCUGCAAAACCAUUCUACCCCAUGGUCAGCAACAAGAAAGUCUAAAAGAUCUCUCUAACCUGUACGUUGAUUACUGCACUUAAAUGGAAAAGAAUAUUCUUCUCUAAAACGGAAGUUAUAAUUCUCAAUCCUCACCUGUUUAAUCUUGAUUAUUAAAUGUGUUAUAUUCAAGUAUUUAAAUGUGAGACUAAAAAUGAUCAACAAAAUGUAAAGUAAUAACAGUUUUGACCUUAAGUAUAAGAGGUUUUGCAGAGAUGUGCUUAAGUAAAUAUGCUCUUCACUUGUUCCUGGCCCAUUAUGUCCCAAAAUGUGUGGUUUUACAGUCUCACUAUCGAAAAGGCUGGGGCGACCUUGUUAGCAUGCUAACCUCAGUAGCAAACAAUACAAUCAAAAGCAAAAGACUUGGAUAUAGCCCCUUAAAAAUAACAUUUACAGAUGAUCAUGAAGGGGAAAAAAACACCAGGAUUAAUACAGUAUUUUUGUAAAUAUUUUAUAAUUGACUAAUGAUCGAAGAAGAGAUUUAAUUAUGCCUUAACAUGAUUUGCUAUCAGGAUACUUUUUACAUCAUCAUUAACUUCACAUUAUAACGUUUCUUUUUUCGCCCAUGCUUUAUUAUUGAUGAUUUUCAGACUGACCUGUAUUGCAUUGGCUUGAAUUGCUGCUCUUUGGUGAGGUGUCUCAUGUCUGAUGGUGAUGAUGAUGAUGAUGAUGAUGAUGUUGUUGUUACUUACAUGUGAUUUGAGCCAAAGCAGAUCUGUCUCAUUUUUUAAAAAUAAUUCUAUGAUUCACAUAAAAAUCCUGUUGAAUUAAAUGUUUUGAAGCAAA
This is a messenger RNA of Solea senegalensis (Senegalese sole), 2335 nucleotides long. It is a transcript of the gene pepd, whose product is annotated as peptidase D. The transcript has 15 exons. Lineage: Eukaryota; Metazoa; Chordata; Actinopteri; Pleuronectiformes; Soleidae. The record is from RefSeq and is a predicted model, not a curated record. The coding region runs from base 68 to 1555 and encodes 495 amino acids. Gene Ontology annotation, molecular function: manganese ion binding; metalloaminopeptidase activity.